Paramecium tetraurelia is the source of this 9120-nucleotide messenger RNA. RefSeq lists its product as uncharacterized. NCBI's taxonomy places the organism in Eukaryota, Ciliophora, Oligohymenophorea, Peniculida, Parameciidae. Gene Ontology annotation, biological process: telomere maintenance via telomerase; double-strand break repair; telomere maintenance via recombination. Gene Ontology annotation, cellular component: Mre11 complex; condensed nuclear chromosome. Gene Ontology annotation, molecular function: G-quadruplex DNA binding; single-stranded telomeric DNA binding; double-stranded telomeric DNA binding. The record is from RefSeq and is a predicted model, not a curated record. The transcript is spliced from 4 exons.
AUGAGUAAUAUAAAUCACGAGCAGUGUGUGUCUAAACUACAAGGACACUUGAAGGGUGCCACAGCCACUAUCCAAGAGAUUGAAGAACUCUUGAUGAGUUAAGAACAUAUCAUUUGGCAAUAAGCAAAGGAAAUUGAAGAACUUAGAAGGAGAUUAUAAGAAUUCGAAAGUUUAGGCUUUUAAAAUGAAUAAGUGCAACAUUUGAAGAACAUUAAUGUUUAACUGAAGACAUAAAUUGAGUUUUUGAGGGCUGAGAUUUAAGAGAAAGAUGAGAUGAUUGCAUAAUUUACUUCUAAACCAGUAUAAGCAGCAUCACCAGACAUACUUGCUGCACAACAACAAUUAAUUUAAUAGAAUCUAUAGCUACAAAAUAUUAUAGGGGAUCUGCAAAAUCAAAUUUUGAAUAAGGAUGCCGUAAUCGGUUAACUAAAAACUUAGGAAAGUACCCUAGAUUAAUUGAUAGGAUAACUUUAAUCGAAUAUUUAAUCGAAACGAAGUAAAGUAGGAGCAACUCAACAAGGAAAUGAAGCAUCGAAUGUACUGAAUGAAUUAUAAUAAUAUCCAGAAGCAUUGCAAGAUGUUAUUGAAAGGAUCAUACAGGAAUAUAGAAGAAUGCAAUUUCUAAUAGAGGAAAAGGAUAUUGAAAUUCAAAAUCUGAAAUCUCGACUUUAACUCCAACAGCAAAAAGCAAAUGACUCCAUUUCUGAAAUUAAAAAAAGAGAUAUAUCUCCUAAAUAAUCAGAUCAAGCAUUAGAUUUAGCAAAGUAAACAGCCACAAUAGAUGAUAUGAUAAAUGAUUUGGAGAGAAAGCUAAUGUCAUAAGAUAAUAGGAAAAAAGAAUUAGAAGCAAAAUUAUUGGAUGUGGGAAUCUAAAAUGUGGAAUUGGAGAAAUAGUUAUAAUAAUCUAAAGAUCAGCUACCAAAGACAGUGGAUGAAUUAGUUAAAGCUAAUUUAGAUGUUAAUGAUAAAAUUAAUGAACUUUAAAAAGCAUUGAUUUAAAAAUAGAAUGAAAAAGAUCAACUGUAGAAAUAACUUAAUGUUAGUAAUGAUAAUUAAUCAUAACCUAAUUUAAAUAAAUAAGAUAAUGAGAAAUUAAAUACAAGUUAAGGAAGAAAUAAUAUAGAUGAUCUAGUACUUGAAAAUUAAAAAUUGGAAGAUUUGAUUGCAGAAUUAUAAUAGAAAUUAGUUGAUAAAUAAGCUUAAAAAGAAGAGAUUGAAAAUGAAAUUAAGAAGCUCAAUAUUCCAGCUUUAUAAUAAGAUAUAAAGGAUCUAAAGAAAUAACAUGAAAUAUUAGAGGCUGACUAUCAAAAUCAGAAAAAAGAAAAUUAAUAAUUGCAAGAUGAGUGUAAUUAAAAUAAAGAAAUAUAAUAAAAAUUACAAUAAGAAAAUAAAGAAUUAUAGGAUUCUAAUAAUCAAACUUAAUCAUAAAUUAAAUAAUAAUAGGAUAGGCUAGCAUAAUUGUAGGAUCAAAAGAAUAAAAAUUCUAAUAAAUUAGCUAACGAUGAUUUCUAAAAGCUAUAGGACAAAUUUAAUUAGACAGAGGAGAAUAAUAAAAUAUUAGAACAAUUGGUUUAAUAACUGAAUGAAGAACUAAAAUAAUAACAGUAAGAUAAUUAACCACUAUAAGAGGAAUUGAUGGAUCUAAAAUCUAAAUUAUAGGAUACAAAGGAAAACAAUUCAGAAUUGGCUUAACAAGUUCAACAACUUGAAGAGGAAUUAAACAACUUGAAAAAAGAAUAAAUGCCGAACAAGGAAUCAGCAAAACCUAAUUAUAGUAAAUCAGUCGAGCAAUAAAGGACGACUCCUGUCGAAAAAUUUAGAGAGCCAUUCUAAAGUAUAUUGGAUAAAGAAGAAUUUUCGUUUGAUUUAGGUAGCGUUAAUUAAUAAGAAGUUUCAUCAUAAGAAGUAACAAAUACCCCUGAAAAUCCUAAGUACACUUAAUUUGCUAAACAUAAAACUCAAGAUGGGAAGUUAAUAACUAUUCCCCUAGAUAUAAUUAAGAACUAUGAAUAUUUAAUUAGAGAGAAAGAAAAUGAGAUAGAUGAACUCAAAAAUGAACUUGCUAAUUAAGGGCUUUAGAGUAUACCUCUUAAUUUCUAAAGUGGAAAUAUGGAAUCUAAUGAAUAAGAUAAUAAUAACUUUUAGUUAUAAGCUUAGGGAACAGAUCAAAAUUACGAACAAAAUCCAGAAGAUCAAGGGGCCACAAUUGAAUAAUUGUAGAAGAAAAUAAGGACCAAGGAUGAUUACAUAUAGAUGCUUUUGGAAUAGAUUGAGGAACUUAAGCAAUUUGGAACAUUGUCUGAAGAACAGUAGAGAGAGAAAUUAGAAAUAAAUCAACGAAAGUCUGAUGAUCUUGUGAAGUAGAAUAUGGAAAUUGCAGAUUUAAUAAUAGAUUUGGAAAGUAAAUUAGCCAAUAGGAAGAUUGAGAAUGAAGAGAUAAAGAAAUAGUUAGAAGCAGCAAAUAAAGAAUAUAACGAUUAAUAGUAGAGAUCAAAAAUGUAUGAGGUGUAUAUGUUGAACAAAGAAUUAGAUGAGGAUAUAUCAUUAUCUCCCUAAUUAACUUAAGAAGAACCUUUGUAUGAUAAUUAAUAAGGUUUAGAAUAAGAGAAAUCUGAAGAUCUUUAAAGAAAACCCAAAAUGUUAACAAUUAAAGAAAAAUAUGAAAAAAAAAUAAAGGAUCUCAAAAGACUAAAUAAAAAACUUAUGGAUUAGAUAAAAUAAUUAAGCGAAGGAUAGAAUUAAUAAAUUCAUAUUCCUUAACAAGAGGAUGACAUAAAAACUAAAUAAGUAUAAAAGUCAGUUUAAAAUUAAGAUCAAUCUGAAUAACCUUAAAAGUCAUAAUAAUAGCCAUAAACUACCCAAGAUCUUCAACAAUAAUAUGAAAAAGGUUUAGAGAAAUAAACUGACUUGAUUUAAGAAGUUUAAGCCCUUUAGGAUAUAAUUGAAAAUCUGGAACUCAAGGUAUAGGCCAAGAAAGAGGCAAAGGAUGAAUUAGAAGCUCAACUUUGUGCUUUAGAGAAAAAGACAGAAGCUCGAUCACAAAGUUCUUAACUUUAGGAAUCAGCGACUAUGGCAAGCACAUCCAAAUUGGAUUAGGAAACUUUGUAAAGAUAGUAUGAUCAAGAAGUACAAAUAUCAAGAUUGAAGGACUUGUUGACAGAAAAAGAAAAAGAGCUUGCUAAAUUGAAAGACUUAGUAAAAGAAAAAGAGAACGAGCUUUAAUCUUAUAAGGAAUAAAUACCAUCGAUACAAGAAUAUUAAAAUUAACAGUUCCUCCACUCAUAAGAAGAAUUAGUAAACACAGAAUUGCGUAAGGAUAUACAAAGAUUGGAAGAUCAAUUAGAAGCUCAGAUAAAACUAAAUAAAGGAUUAUAGUAAAGAAUGGAUAAUUAGCAUGAAUAAGCUGCUUAAUUGUCUCAAAAAAUAAGAGAAUCUUCUCUUGAUUCGAGUUCGUCGAAUUCCUAAAUCAGGGAUAACAAGCAAAAACUUGUAGAAAAAUAAUAAAAGAUAGAUGAAUUAGUUAAAGAGCAUUUAAGCUUAGAUGACCUGAUUGAAGAAUUGGAACAGAAACUUGUAGCUAAAAAUGACUAUAAAGAUUAAUUGUUAAGUUAAUUAUAAGAAGGAACUAAACAAGUUUAAUAGCCUAACCAAGUUUAACCAAAUCAACUAUUUUUGAAACAGCAGAAUUAAGGAUAAAUGAUUGAACAAAUCUAAGAACUUAGUGAUGUUUAAUAAGUAGUCAGCAACUUCGAAGAUUAAAUUUCUAUUCCUUUGUAAACAGGACAGAUUCUACAAGAAUUGGAUGGAGAUAGUUAAAAGUAAGAUCUCAAAGAACCAAACCCUUCUGAAUAGGAAUCCAACCAACUUCAUCCUGCAAGAUCAUAACCUGUAUUUACUAGAGCAGAUAAGGAGGAGACUGAACCAAAACUAUAAUAAGUUAAAUCUACAUAAGGAUUUACAUCGCCUCAAGAAUUUUUGGUGAAGGAAGGAAUAGAUGGGAAAAAGUUACAAGAGGUUUUGGAUUUAUUAAAAAGUAAUAAUGAUGUUGAGAGAAGAAUAUAGGAGCUGAGAGAUGCAUUGGCAAGGAAGAACAAGAGAAAAGAACAACUAGAAGGAGUGUUUAAUAAGGAUUAAGAAUUAUUGGGUUAGAGAGUGUCAGAUAGUGUUAAUGAGAAGAAGCAAAUGCAGGAUUAAGUUCAUUAAAAAAAUUUAUAAAUUGCUGCUUUGAAUGAGGAAUUAUCAAAAUUAUAGUAAAAAAUAUUUGAGAAGGAGAAGGCAAUUGAUGAAAAGGAUAGGGAAGUUAGGAAUAGUUAAUUAGUUAAGACUUAUUAAGAUAACUGUGAUAGGGCUGAUGAAUUAGUUAGGAAGAAUGUAGAGAUAGAAGAAACUCUGAAUAAUUUGGAAGUGAAACUGGCUGAGAAAUAAUAGAGAUUGAAGGAAAUUUAAAAUCAUAUUGGUUUUGACUCUAGCAUUUCGAAUAUCUAAGAAGCAGUUGAAAAUGCUGGGAUCAUUAAAUCUUAUGAUUAAGAGUAAGAUUCAUAAUUGCAACAAUAGGAAUAAGUCCUUUAAGGUUAUAGCUUGAGUAUUGAUCAAUUGAAAAAUAAAAUAAUAUAGUUGAACAGUGAAUUAUCUGAUAAAGAUAAGAUUAAUGCAGAUCUUCGUAAUCAAGUAGCCGAUCUAAAGAAAUAGAUUCAUGGUUUUUAAUUAGCUCAAUAGGAUGUCAAGGUAAUCAAAAAGCAAAAUUAGAAAUUGUAGGAUGAGAUACAAGCUUUAGUUUAAGAGAACUUAAAUUACGAAGACUUGAUUCGUGAUUCUGAGUUUAAGUUACAAGAGAAAAAGUCAAGAGCUAAAGAAUUGGAUAUGGAAAUUAAGAAUGCUGAAAUUCAAAUAUAGGUUGAGAAGUAAAAUAAAGAAAGUUAAAUACUCUAACAAAGGAUUUAACAAACUGAUGAGUUAAUUAAGAAGAAUUUAGAAUUAGAUGAAGCAUUAAAAAAUUUGGAAUUGAGAAUCCUAGAUAAAUAGUAGUAGUUAUCAUAAAAAGAGGCUAGAAUACCUAAUUAGAAUUCAAGAAUUUUGCAAUAGCCUAUGUACAUUUACUAAGAAGAUUCAGAUGACAAGGCUAACAAUUUGAAAACAGAGGCAUCUCCAAAGACUUAACAUCAACAUCCAUUGAUCCAAGAGCAUAAUGACAAUUUGAGUGAAUUGGCUAGCUCUAUUAAUCAGGCGUAGGAGUAAGUUAGAUAAAUGAGUCUUGAUGAUAGUGAAGUUGAAUUCUAUUUAUAAUAGAAGAAAGAAAAACAAUUGGAAAUAGAGGCAUUAAAAUAACAAUUAUAUUAAUAAAAUGAAGUAAUGCAGGAUUUAAAAUAAGAGCAAAUUGAAAUGCAAUAAUAAAUUGAAUAACUUCAGAAGGAGAAUUCUAAUUUUGAUGAGCUGGUGGAGGAAUUGUAAUAAAAUUAGAAACAAAUGAUUGAGUAGGAGAUACAAAAGAAGGAUUACAAUUAACCUUAAGAAAUUGGAGGUCCUGAGUAAACUGAAAUAAUUAAAACAAAAUCAGAGAAUUUAGAAUUGAGUAAGAAAGUUCAAAAUUUGAAAUAGACUUAGAAAUAGUUGAAGAAUCAAAUUGCUAAUUAUGAUUCUUUAAUUAUUGAUCUGGAAACAGUAGUUGAAGACAAGAAAAACUAGAUUUAGAGAUUGAAUAAAGAUAAUUAAUUCUACUAGUAAUAGAAUAGAAAGUAAAAAGGAAGGAGAGAUUUAUUACACAAAGAACAAAAUAAUUUAUAAUAUCAACUUAAACUUUUAGAGCCUCAACUUUAAGAACUUCAAUAAACGGAAAAAUAAAUGUAAUAAUAGAUUGCUUAGCUUGAGUUAAAUUUAUAAAAUCUGGAUGACAAGAAAAAACAAUUAGAAGGAUAAAUCAAGUAGAAGCAAGAGAUAAAUUCUGCCUUGGAAUUACAAUUGUCAACUUUGAAUCAAGAUAUAGGUUCAUAAAACGAGAAGAAACAAUUAUUAGAAUCAGACUUGAAUUAAUUGCGAAAUGAAAAUCAAGGGAUAGAAUAAGAAGUAAAGAUUUAUAGGAAUCUCAAUUUAGAAGAUAUCACUUUAAGUGAACAAAUAGAUGCUCUUACAAAAUAGAUAAAUGAUGACAAGUAAACCUAUGAAACCUUAUAAGAUGAAUAAAAAGCUACACAGGAAUAAAUCAGUUUAUUGCUCCCUUAAAAUAAAGAGAUUGAUGAAUUGAAAGAAUCUGCAAAAUUAUAAUACGCAUAAAAUGUAGAAGCUUUAAAUAAUUUAUAACAGGAAUUGCAAUAGAAGAUUGAACAGAAGAACAAAAUUUUCUAAGAAAUCUCUGAGACUGAGAAAUAUGUAGAUGAAAAUAAUCAUAUGCUAUAGGAUUUGAAUGAGAAGAAGGCUAAUCUAGAAGAUUAAAUAAAGAAGGAUGAAGUCUUGGUUGCUGCAGUUGCUUCUAAAUCAAAACGAUUAGCUGAAAAUCUAGAGGCUGAAAAACAGAAUUACAAUUCACUUAAUGCUGAAUUAGAAGAUUUUUUGAAGAAAAAAUAAGUUCAGGAACAAGAGUUAAUGAAAACUUUGAUUGAAAUUUAAAAAAUGAAAGCUGAGUAGGAAUAGUUCUAACAAUUAUAAUAACAGUGCUAAAAUUUGAAGGAUUAGAUUGGAAAAUGUGAAUAAGACAUUGAAAUCAAUUUAAAGAUAAUUCCUGAGAGGGAGGAAUAGUUAUUAUAAUUGUAAUCAAUCGUUGAGAAGAAAAAUGAUAUGUUAGAUGCUGCCUAAUAAGAAGUAGAUAAAUUAGAUAAACUACUUGAUGAAGUAUAAUAAAAGAAGGAAUCGAAGGAAAAGGAGUUGGAGGAUUAAAUUAGACUGAAUGAAAAUAUUGAAAAUUAACUUCUGGAAAAUUAUUAGAGAGAAAGGGAGUUAAAGAAUCAGAUUGACUCAAUACAAUUGUAAGAUCUCGAUGCUUUAUUACAAGACCGUAUCAAAUAAAUUCGUGCACAAGAGGGAUUAAUAGGGGAAAUUCAAGGCUAUAAAGAUGAAUCAUAAAAAUUAUAAGAGGAAUGUAAUUAACUUAAGUAACAGAAUGAAGAACAAGAGAAUCUCAAUAAUGAUCAGAGGUAGGAGCUUGAAUUCAAAUUAUUAGAAAAGAAUGAUAUAGAGUAAGAUCUUCAUUCUGCAUCAGCUUAAUUAGAUGAAAUGAAAUUUUAAUUGGAAGAAAAGAAUGACGAAUUGACAAAAUUAAAUGAUUAAUUUAAGAAAGUAGAUGAGGAGUCUAAGAUGAUGGAAGCUGUUUUAUAAUUGAAGGAAAAGGAGUUAAAAUAACUACAAAAGAAGAAAGAAAAUUUAAUUGAUGAGUUAGAGAGAAUAAACAAUGAUGUUAAUGAAGCUUAGAAACAAUUGACAACUAAAAGGAAGAAACAAAGAUCCUUAGGUGCAGAGCCUCAAUAACAAGAUGAGGAUAUGGAAGAAGAUAUCUAAGACAAGAUCACUUCUUUAAAUUCACGUAAUAAUAAUUUGAAGGAUGAUCUUUAGAAAUUGGUAGAGUAGAGUCCAGACACAACAGAAAAGAAGGCUGAGGAAGAGUAAGUGAACAAAGGUAUUCCUGUUUCAGUUUCACAAUUUGCUCAAGAUAAAAUCUAACAAGCCUUGCAAGACAGAGAUAAGAAAAUAGAAAUAUUAGAAAUGACCAUUUAGACACUGUAAUAGUAACAACAAGAAAAAAAUAGUAUAAUUCCUUCUAUGUUUUAAUCUAAGAUGUCAAUGCAGCCGAGUUUCUUUUUGGAUGACGACCCGAUACUCUUAGAAUUGCAAGAGAAAUUCACUAAGGAAAGUGAAUUGUUGAAGGACUUACAAAAUAAAAUUAAGUAGACUGCUGAAAACCACUUAGGUUUAUCUUUAUAAUUGAAGGAUUGGGCUGAAAAGGAAAAUAGAUUAGCUAAAGAAUUGGACUCAAGAAGAUAGAGUGUAGAAUAAAUUGAGUUUGAACUUUAAGCAAUCUUUGGGAAAUAAUCAGAUUUAGAAUCCCAAAAGGUCAGUGUUUUACAAAGAAUUUAUGAGUUAUAAGAUGAAACCCAAGAACUCAAUGAGUAAGAAGGCAACGCAAGAAACAAAUUAAAAGAGAAGAAAGAUUACUUAUAAACACUUUACAAAAAUUUGAUUGAAAGUGAUCAAAAGCUUUUGCAAUUAAGAAAUAGAAUGGCCAUAUAUUCUCAAGAAGGAAGAUAGUUGGCUGAAUAAGUCGAGAAUUUAGAGAAUGAAAAAGAAAAUAAAUUAUAAUAUUUAUAAGACAUUUAGUCAGAUUUAGAACAUGCAGAGAUUGAAAAAAAUGAGAAGCAAACAUUAGUUCAAUCUAUUGCUAAAGAAAUAAGUGAAACACAAUAAGAAAAAGAUAGAUUAGAAAUUCAGUAUGCCACUGUUCAUAGCAAGAAUCAAUCAUUGAAGAAUUAAAUUGGAUUCGAAGAAUCUCUUUAUUAAAAAUUACUCCAAGAAUUAGAAAUUGCUAAAAAGAGAGACCAAACCAAAUUCCAAAAUCUCUUUUCCGAUGGAUCUACUCAAACUGAAUAUGACUUAGAAUAAUUUGAAAUUUUGUGCAACAAUACCUAGAUGUUCAAGAUUAUAAAGGACGACACAUUUUAAUUAAAAGAAAAUUGUAAAUAAAGAUUAAUCCAAAUAUAUACUAAUGAGAAUGCUAACAUUUAAUAAACUAUAAGUUAAAAUCAGCACUUGAAGAAGAUGAUCCAUUUAUAAUAAAUGUUAAUCCAAAUAUAAGAGAACGAAAACAUAAAUUUAAUAGAGUAUUAGUCCAGAAGGUCAUCAAAAUUUGGUUUCAGAAGUCUAGAUGAAUCAAUUUAUAUCAUGAAAAUAGAAUUGGAAUAGAUUGAUUUUAUGAUGAACAAAACGAAAUUAGUUGAAGUUCAAGUGAGUGAUCACUAAAUUAUAGUUGGAGAUGCCAAAAUAGCAAAGCAAUGGAUUAUAGAUAGAUAGUUUGAUUAUGAUAAUUCGUUAUAUCCUUUGGGUGUGCUGAAUAUCAUUUAUAAGGUCUCUCUUUAUCAAGUGAUUAAUAUUUCAUUAACUGGAACAAAAGUAUUAAACUUGUAUUAAUCUAUUUUGUGA